UGGCCUUGUCGUCCAGUGUUGACAAUUCCAAUCCGUUCAGAAGAUACAGGCGUUCCACCAACUGUGACGCCAAGUUUAACCACAUCAGCGAUCACACUGCCUGUAUAAGCGCGUCUUCCUCGGCGACAUCUGCUGGUAUCUCUGCAAACGACAAAACCUUUAUAGUAGAUCAUCACAAUGGUUACCGCCGUGACGUGUCACCGACUGCCACCAACAUGAGGACAAUGUCUUGGGAUGAUGAAGUGGCGAUGAUUGCACAGAAGUGGGCAGAGAACUGUCAGUUUGGACACGACGAUAGCUACAGUCGGUAUAUCCCAGGACGCUUUACUGUGGGGCAGAACAUAGCGAUUGGUCAGACGUCAUGGACAAAUGCGAUGGAUGCCUGGCAAAGCGAGGUGUCAGCCUUCACCUUGGGCGGGAGUAAUGUCUUUUCUAAUGUCGGACACUAUACACAGGUAGGGUCGAUUUAACAUUCAAUUCCUUCAAUUAUGCCU
Molecule: messenger RNA, 494 nt
Organism: Pecten maximus
Lineage: Eukaryota; Metazoa; Mollusca; Bivalvia; Pectinida; Pectinidae
Product: cysteine-rich venom protein pseudechetoxin-like
Exons: 5
Source: RefSeq, a predicted model, not a curated record